AUGGAGUCUUUAGAGGAACUUUAUUUAGACAGAAGUGCAAUGAGAGAGCUGCCGCUUGUUAUAAAAAACCUCAAACGUCUAAGCUUUGCUAAAUCAUCAAAUUCAAGGGAUGGCAUUGGGUGGGGCCUUGACUGUUUAUUUGGUAGCUCUGAUGACAAUGAACCAGGAAGUGAUAGCUCUGACGACGACGAUGAACCAAUCAGCAAAAGAUUCAAGAAAGUCUAA
Messenger RNA from Prunus armeniaca (apricot), 225 nucleotides. NCBI's taxonomy places the organism in Eukaryota, Viridiplantae, Streptophyta, Magnoliopsida, Rosales, Rosaceae. The record is from the annotation of a GenBank genome assembly.